AACGAGGAUGUGGCCGUGCGAAUUCGACGCAGUCAUUUGUUCAGCGAUAGUUUCCGUGAACUGUUCCGAAUGCGAGGUCCUGAAUGGAAGGCGCGAUUCUAUAUAAUAUUCGAGGGUGAGGAAGGGCAGGAUGCUGGCGGUUUACUUCGUGAAUGGUUCUCGAUAAUCACCCGCGAGAUCUUCAACCCCAACUACGCACUCUUCAUAACGGCACCCGGCGAUCGUGUCACCUACAUGAUCAACAAAACAUCGUAUAUCAAUCCAGAGCAUCUUGACUACUUCAAGUUUGUUGGACGAUUAAUAGCAAAGGCGGUGUACGAGAAUAAACUAUUGGAUUGUUUCUUCACGAGAGCCUUCUAUAAGCACAUCCUGAAUCUGCCCGUACGUGCACAGGAUCUUGAGUCAGAGGUUAGAUUUUGCUAUUCGCUGAAGAAUUAA
Anisakis simplex (herring worm) is the source of this 438-nucleotide messenger RNA. NCBI's taxonomy places the organism in Eukaryota, Metazoa, Nematoda, Chromadorea, Rhabditida, Anisakidae. The record is from the annotation of a GenBank genome assembly.